Messenger RNA from Diceros bicornis minor, 3987 nucleotides. It is a transcript of the gene BDKRB2, whose product is annotated as bradykinin receptor B2. The coding region runs from base 128 to 1354 and encodes 408 amino acids. Gene Ontology annotation, biological process: smooth muscle contraction; neutrophil chemotaxis; G protein-coupled receptor signaling pathway. The transcript is spliced from 2 exons. Gene Ontology annotation, molecular function: bradykinin receptor activity. Lineage: Eukaryota; Metazoa; Chordata; Mammalia; Perissodactyla; Rhinocerotidae. The record is from RefSeq and is a predicted model, not a curated record. Gene Ontology annotation, cellular component: membrane.
GAAGGCCUCUAUUUCCCUUCGUUAGUGGAUCAUACGCAUGUUUUAUGGUCCCCAGCCCCCAUCUCACCAUCUUUUCUCCUCCGGUCUGCCCAGGCGGGGCCUCGCUCACGUCCCUCUCUGAGGCCAGAUGUUCUCAGCCUGGAAGAGACUAAUGUUCCUGUCUGUUCAUGAGGACUCUGGGCCCAUCAUGGCCUCUUCUAGUGCCGACGUGCUCAACAUCACCUCGCAAGUCCUUGCGCCUGCUCUCAAUGGGACCCUCUCCCAGAGCAGUACCUGCUUCCCAUCUGAGUGGUGGAGCUGGCUCAACUCCAUCCAGGCCCCCUUCCUCUGGGUCCUGUUCGUGCUGGCGGCCUUCGAGAACCUCUUUGUCCUCAGUGUCUUCUGCCUGCACAAGAGCAGCUGCACGGUGGCAGAGAUCUACCUGGGCAACCUGGCCGCAGCAGACCUGAUCCUGGCCUGCGGGCUGCCCUUCUGGGCCAUCACCAUCGCCAACAAUUUCGACUGGCUCUUUGGGGAGUUCCUCUGCCGCGUGUUGAACACCAUACUCUACAUGAAUCUCUACAGCAGCAUCUCUUUCCUGAUGCUGGUGAGCAUCGACCGUUACCUGGCCCUGGUGAAAACCAUGUCCAUGGGCCGGAUGCGCGGGGUGCGCUGGGCCAAACUCUACAGCCUGGUGAUCUGGGGGUGUGCGCUGCUCCUGAGCUCGCCCAUGCUGGCCUUCCGGACCAUGAGGGAGUACAGAGACGAGGGCCACAACGUCACUGCCUGCAUCAUCAUUUACCCAUCCCGCACCUGGGAGGUGUUCACCAACAUCCUCCUGAACUUCGUGGGCUUCCUGUUGCCCCUGUGCGUCAUCAGCUUCUGCACGGUGCAGAUCAUGGGGGUGCUGCGCAACAACGAGAUGCAGAAGUUCAAGGAGAUCCAGACAGAGAGGAAGGCCACGGUGCUCGUCCUGGCCGUGCUGCUGCUGUUCAUCGUCUGCUGGCUGCCCUUCCAGAUCAGCACCUUCCUGGACACGCUGCUGCGCCUCGAAAUCCUCUCCAGCUGCUGGGAUGAGCACGUCAUCGACGUCUUCACGCAGAUCUCCUCCUACGUGGCCUACAGCAACAGCUGCCUCAACCCGCUGGUGUAUGUGAUCGUGGGCAAACGCUUCCGCAAGAAGUCGCGGGAGGUGUACCAGGGACUGUGCCAGAAAGGGGGCUGCAUGUCGGAGCCCAACAAGACGGAGAGCUCCCUGGGCACGCUGCGGACCUCCGUCUCGGUGGAACGCCAGAUUCACAAAUUACCAGAGUGGGUGGGGAGCAGCCCACCGCGAGAGAGCAGCAGUGGGAGUGGAUGCCAGCAGGGCUACUAGUAAUGUGCGUGAGGAUUGAUGGACAGCUGCUCUUCAGGAUGUGCCUAAGAAGGAAAGGAAGUUAUCCCAUGUGCGACCUUGGGCACGAGGCAGUGUCUCCAUUAAAAUACAGGAGCAUAAUUUGCCUGCCCAAGUUGCCGUAUGCAAGGCUGUGAGGAUGGGGUGACCUUAUGCACCGCAAGGGCUCCAUAAAUACGACAGUAUUAUUGUUCUUACUUGCUGCCACCCCUGGGCCAGUCUGCUCCUUCCCGGGAGUGGAGGUGACCUGGGGGCAGGGACAGGAGUGACUGAGCUUUUCUCCCACGUGGUGACCCACCCUGCCCCAGCGUGACAGCUCAGAUCUCCAGAAGAACUGUCAUCCCAGCUUUGGUGCAGUGGCUGAAUGCACACACAAGGCCUGGCUGAAUUUUUCCCUUAGGUCUCUUACAUCCACUCAGCUAGGACUUUGGAGGAUGGUUUCUCAGACUGAUGAAGGUUAAACUCUGAGGGAUCCCUGGUAGGAACCCAGAGACCAGGACUCUGUGGCUCCCCUCGCUCAUGGACAAGGUGGCCUGAGCCAACAAAGAACCCAAUAAGCACUUAUCCAGCACUUGCUGUAUACGCAGCACUGAGCACUGUGGCAAGAGGGAAGAAAGAGACAGUGCGCCCUCCGUCUUGAAGGAACUCGCAGACUCACAUGGGGAUGACAGCGCAUGUGCAACCACCAGAAGGCUGUUCUACAACUGGUCAUCCAUGGCACUGCGGGCGGUGAGGGGAGAGGGGUGAGGAGUCUGGCGUCCCGGCUCAGCUGACAACUAGUUGCACAUUGCCUUGUCCCUGCCUCAGUUUCCUCCUCUGUAAUAAGAUGUUGGUGUACCUGGAAAAGUCAAAGGUGCUAUGUAGACAUGAGGCUUUAUCAUGCACACAGAACACAGAUAAAUUUAUUAUCAGGAAAAAGACACAGGUGUAGCACAGCUCUGUAGAGGGGAAUCAGUGUUGUAGCUAAUGGUUGUGUAAAGCGCCUGUCAGUGUCUGGCACACAGUAGGCGCUCAAUGGUCUUAGCCCCCUGCCACCUUUCCUUCCCCUGGCUCUGGCCCCCACCCCCCAACAUGUGCACAAACAGGCAUUUUGGAGGAAGGCCACUUCCUCACUGUUGGAUUUGUGACGAGGCAGAGAGAAGGUUCCUGAUCUGACUGGUCCAGGGAACCCCAGGGCUCAGAGCCUCAGCAACUAAGGGGCACCAACCAAAGGUUUAUCUGAAGGUGGCCCAGUGGGGGCCACCCCAGGGCGGCAGACCAAUGAUACAGGCACGCAGGUCAUUUACCCCAAAGCUUUGCUCCCAGGACCAACCUCCCUUACACAGUGGGCUGAGCGCCUCCCGGGUGUCACCCACAGCCCUGGGCCAGCAAGGCCUGCGUCCCGGCUGGGAUGCCUGGGCCGGGGCGCUUGUGAAAGUGAAGAAGCCCUGGGGACACGGCCCCACACAAGGAAUAGGUCCACGCUGAGAUGGGAAAACGCCCUCCCCAGGCGGCCUCCCAGCUGAUCAUUUGCCCAAAGAACCAGCGAAGGACCGAGGCUCUGCCUCUGGUGGGCGGGGCAGGGGCGGGGCAGGCCAGGGAUGGGCCGAGCGGAGGGUGGGUCCCAGGUGUCAGGCAGGAGGAAACUGCACCAGCAGCCUUGGCCAGAGGCUUAAGAGACAGCCCUGCCUCCCAAGCCCCAGGUCCUCCAGGAAGAAUUCCUUUCUUUUUCUACGCAUCUUAAAAUCCGCCUGCUGUGGCCGGCACCGUGCCAAGCCCCCAGGGAGACAGGGAGGACGCACCACCCAGGCUCCAAGACCCAGCCACUUAGAACCAAGGCAGGGAGGGCCACUCAGUAGCAAUGGACUUGGGAGCUACCCAGGAUGGUAAGGCAGGCAUGCCCGGGCAGCGCGCACUCGCUCAAUAAAAUAAAUGAGUAUUUAUCAGCGGACUCUCCCUGGAGAGGAUAGAAGCUGGAGGACCGGGGGUUUGGGAUGGCAAAGAGCCCAUAAGUCUUGACCAAGUCAGCUCUGGGCUUUAAAACAAAAAGAGUCAUAAAAGAUUCCCUCCCAUCCCAGCUUUUCUCGCCCCUCUGCCCACACCCCUCUGCUCCAGUAAACAUACACACUUGUAGCUGCAGAAAGAAAACAGGUGAAGUAAGAGGUAGGAACGUUUAGUAUUAGAAUGAAGCUAAGCCAUGCGCUAUUGUGAAUGAAAAAAAAGGAGGCUGCGCUUUGUAAUGUGUAGCACUCAUUCAUCAGAGGGUGUGCGAUGGUCUGAGAGUCUCAUAUGAGCAGAGCCACAUCACAGCCCUGGGCUCCUAAUGGUCAUUCAAGGGUCCGUGUGUGGUUUGAGGAGCAGCCGGUCUGUGGGAGGGGAGCUGCCCUGGGGGUUGUGUUGAUACUGUGAUAAAGAACAUCUGUCCUGUGAAAGACCCAAAGAUGCUGUUACAUUGUAGAGGAAGCAUUUCACCUCCAAUGAGAAAACGGAUGUAACGUGUCUUUUCUGUACCGCGUAAUAAACAGAUGAGGAGUUUUUGCACAACUCUCUCGUUUGUGACAAUUCCCAAAACCCUGAGUUUUGUCAGGGACACUGCCGUGGAAGUCAGAAGCCCUGGGGGGGGUUCCAUUUUUUCC